CGCCCGCCGGGCGGCCCCGGCGCUGCCCGGCACGCUGUCCGCGCCGUUUCCUGCUCGCCCGGCCGCCAGUGAGGGAGCGGGCGCGAAGGAGGCGUUCCGCGGAGUCGGGUCCCUCGGACAGCGGCUGCAGAGCGAAGGCGGGAGGCAAAAGGGAGCCGGUGGUGCUCAGGCACGAUCGCGGGCAGCCGCGGGUCCCCGCGAGGCGCGGCGCGGAGGCGGGGCCUGCUGCGGGCAGGGACGUGGCCGGAGCCGCCGUCUGAGGAGCGUCGGCGAGACCGGGCUGUGUCGUGUCGUGUUGUGUUGCGCCGCCCGCCCGAGCCAGCGCCCCUGUCGCCAUGCCCGGGCCCAACCCCAGCGCGACCAGCGUUGGCUCCUCCGGCCGUUCCCCCAGCAAGGCCGUGGCCCCCCGCGCGGCGGGCUCCACCGUCCGGCAGAGGAAGAAUGCCAGCUGUGGAACAAGAAGUGCAGGCCGUGCUACUUCCACAGGUACUGGUGGGAUGUGGCGAUUCUACACGGAAGACUCUCCAGGGCUCAAAGUUGGACCUGUUCCAGUUUUGGUCAUGAGUCUUCUUUUUAUUGCUUCUGUGUUUAUGCUGCACAUCUGGGGUAAAUACACUCGUUCAUAGACUCAGCUGCCAACUUAAAGCGUACAACUUGGACCAAAAAUAUGGUGAAUCCUGGUUGUUCUUGGAGAGAGACUGGGGAAGCUUCUUAUCACCUGUUGAAGUCCUGUCAAGUUUGGCUGUAAUACUGAAUUAAUUUCUCAGUUUGCUAUUUGGACAGCUUUAAAGUCUGUCAUGGGUCAUUUUAUAUUUGUAUCUACAAUUAGAAUACAGGUAUUGCAAUAAAAGUUGUGUAUUGAAAUAGAAA
Colius striatus (speckled mousebird) is the source of this 870-nucleotide messenger RNA. RefSeq names its product SEC61 translocon subunit beta (gene SEC61B). The transcript has 4 exons. Gene Ontology annotation, biological process: intracellular protein transport. The record is from RefSeq and is a predicted model, not a curated record. Bases 336 to 626 code for a protein of 96 amino acids. Lineage: Eukaryota; Metazoa; Chordata; Aves; Coliiformes; Coliidae. Gene Ontology annotation, cellular component: Sec61 translocon complex.